Messenger RNA from Paralichthys olivaceus (Japanese flounder), 2943 nucleotides. Lineage: Eukaryota; Metazoa; Chordata; Actinopteri; Pleuronectiformes; Paralichthyidae. The record is from RefSeq and is a predicted model, not a curated record.
CGGAGCUGCGCCCACGUGAUCCCUUCACCUGCGCCCAACCUGUUUGUCUUGCUCAUCGGACUCGCGGCAGAAACCUGCGUCGCCUGCUCAGGAAGUUUGCUUUCCUCUGGUUGCACAGAGUAAACGCUCCAGGCCACAGCAGCGUCUCUGCCUCUGCGCCUGUUUAUCUCGGUUAAUUCAAGGUUUCUUUAUUCUGAGGUUUGAUUCACCGGCUCGUUGGACUUCGACCUCGACGACGCGCCUGUCUCAAACAAGGAAGUUCAGGCUCCUCGACCCGCGGUAGAUGAAGUCUGCGGCGAAUGGCGGAUGUUGACUGCUGUUGGUUUCUCUGAAAGCGGAAUUGUUCUCCGUGUUUGCUCUGUAACGUCGUGACACCAGCCUGCUCUGUUUGUGGUCAGUGGGAUAAAGCAGCUUCCAGCCUCCUCAGGACAAGAUGAACGUCUCUGUGGAAGACGUGGAUCCCUCGGCCGAGAACAGCUCCAUCGUCCACCUGCCUUCGCCGCUUCUCCUGGAGAAGUCUGCCGCCUCCAAUGUGACCCUCAUCCAAACCAGCAACGGCUCAAUCAUACAGGGCCAGAUGUUCCUGAACACCAUGGCUGCUCAGGGCCUCACGGGAAUAUUCGUGUGGUCCGCCUUGCUCAUCACGUUCCACCAGAUCUAUAUGCACCUUCGAUCCUACUCGGUCCCCAACGAGCAGCGCUACAUCAUCCGCAUCCUGUUAAUUGUGCCAGUUUAUUCCUUUGACUCUUGGCUCAGUCUGCUCUUCAUCAGCAACGACCAGUACUAUGUGUACUUUGAUUCCAUUCGUGACUGUUAUGAAGUCUCCACAAGACCUUUGAAGGUGUCCUAUAGUAUCAGGCGUCAAGACAUUAGCAGCAGAUCCUUUAAGUCAUGUAAGUUGAGAGGUGGUGCCUCUGUGGAUCGAGGUUGUUUUUCCAGCACAUCCCCCAGAUCUUUAAAGUCAAGUUGUUUGUACGGUACCUGCUGCCUCGGUGGUAUGAGUUACUCCAUCGGCUUUUUAAGAUUCUGCAAACAGGCGACGCUUCAGUUCUGCGUUGUCAAACCCAUCAUGGCCGUCAUCACCAUCAUCCUGCAGGCCUUUGGCAAAUACCACGAUGGAGAUUUUAGUGUGACUGGAGGAUACCUGUAUAUCACAAUCAUCUACAACUUCUCAGUCAGCCUGUCCCUCUACGCUCUGUUCCUCUUCUUCUUCGCAACAAGCGACCUGCUCAGGCCUUACGAACCGGUGCUCAAAUUCCUCACAAUUAAAUCUGUCAUCUUCUUAUCCUUCUGGCAAGGAAUGGUCCUUGCGAUCCUGGAGCGCUGUGGCGUCAUCCCUAACGCGCUCGUCAUCGAUGGAGAAGAGGUCGGCGCGGGUACAGUGGCAGCAGGCUGGCAGAACUUCAUCAUCUGCAUCGAAAUGUUCUUUGCCGCCAUUGCCCUCCGAUACGCCUUCACCUGCACCGUGUAUCAGGAGAAAAAAAAUGAAGUGCCAGAGAACAUCCCCCAGAUGCAGAGCAUCUCCAGUGGCCUGAAGGAGACCAUAAACCCCGGAGACAUGGUGCAGGAUGCCAUCCACAACUUCUCGCCUGCUUACCAGCAGUACACCCAGCAGUCCACACAGGAGGUGGUCCAGCCCAGCACAAACGGAAAAGUGGUCACGGGCAACAUGAGCUCCCGCAAGUCUGACAAAAUCAUGCUGAUUACCUCCGAUGAUGAAUUCUAGGCAGUUUCUGAGCAAGAUCCAGGUGUUUGUGUCCUUGCCACCCGUAUCUCCGACCCCCUGGGGAAACAGCUGUAUCACAUAUUGCACCGAGCUGGAUUGAACCCAGGUGUUUCAUUUUCAUUUCCCCAGUAUUUAAGAUGGACCUCUUACGUCUUUCGUGUUUCAAUGAAUAUUUUAAGCACCAAGAGGAUGAUGAAAAUUGAUAAAGGUUUUUAAAUUAGCUCAAUGACCAGAAAACUGAUUACUGCCACAAUCUCUGCAGUAAUCAUCACAGGAAAACAACACAGCACCUCCACCCUAUCAGCAAAGUGUGGAGCUGUACAUUUUCUUUAAAUCGAGCUGCUGUAGUGCUCAGCGGUGUCUCUGAUCCUCAUUCUUUUUCUGUCAUUAUGUCAGCACUUGCAGUCGCCCUCUGGCUGUCUGAAGCACCUUCCCUCUGAUUCAUGUUAGUUUCAAAGAGGAGGUGAUUAAUACUGUGUGCAACUCCAUGUGGGAUGCAGGGAAGCCAGCGACACUUCAUGGACUCUCCUGCAUCUGUUUGUUUCAAGUAUUUGCUAAGCAUUCCUCUCCGCCUGGUUUCCUGACAAACAGAGGGAAUCGAUUCAAAGACACAUUUGCUCUGGAGCAGGCUUGUCAAACCGCUGAUGUAGACAAAUUGGAUAAACCUGUCUCCUACCCAAGUGGGAGUUGUAUUAUUCUCAUUAAUUUUCCCAGCGCGCUAAAGAGCGUAAUUCAGUGCAUCUAGACAUCCGCUCAGCAGACGUUAACAACUGGUCUUCUACACUAUAUGUAAAAGAGCCUUUUUGAGUUUUAUACGUUAACACAACUAUACAUGUUCUCAAUCAGGGUUUUAUGAAAUAUGUACAGAAUUUGAUUGUUGUAAAUGUUAGUGUUUUAAUAUGUUUUAAUUGUGUAAAAAGUUAUUUAAUGUGUGCAGUUCAGGCAUAGUCGGACCAAACCAAAAUCCGUACUUUCGGAGACUUGUGGCAGUUUCUUCUCCCAUUUUUUCAGUGGGAGAUAUUCUUAUACUGUAGCUUUCUAAGUGCAUUAGUUGAGACUGGAUUUGUAUAGCGAGUCUUAGUUUGAUACUCUCUUGUGCCAAUGAUGGCUGUCUUUCUGGGAAAGCAGAAAUUGAUUAACAGUUAAAAACAAGAAUAAAUUGUUGUGACCAAUGUCUGUUUGGCAUUUGCUAAAUAAAUGUUUUCUUCUAUAACUCA